UAAUAAUGAUAAUAAUAAAAAAAGAAGAGAAAAUAUUAAAGUUCUUUCAACCGGAGGCAGUCACACCGGUUUUGAGGAAGAGAAACACCGGCAUUUCAAACAACGAUGAGUUACCUGGAGGUGACGUUCGAAUUAAUCGGGGUGAUCUUGCAUUCGAUUGCCGUUGCUUUUGUUGCCCUCUUCAGGUGUAUCAUCCCGGAACCAUUGAAAUCUGUCCGGGAAAAGGUUAUCCUGGUUACCGGAUCCGGUGGUGUUCUCGGUCGACAGAUAGCUCAAAAAUUUGCUUUGCUCGGGGCGAGGUUGGUCUUGGUGGAUCUCAAUGAAGUCCACAACAAUGAAACACUUCAUAACAUCAAACAAAUGCAAUGUAAAGCUUAUGCGUACACUUGCGACGUGAGCAAUGAAAAUCAGGUGGAGGAGUUGGCGGAUAAAGUUCGUCGAGAUGUGGGUGAUGUGGACAUUCUCAUCAACAAUGCGGGGGUGUUGCCCGGUAAACCCCUCCUGGAACUCUCCAGUAGUCAGAUAAAGAAAACACUGGAAAUCAACACUUUAGCUCAUUUCUGGACUAUUCGUCAGUUUUUGCCUCGAAUGCUUGAGCGAGGGGAAGGACAUCUGGUGGCAAUUGCUUCCGUAGCUGGUAUGUUGGGUAGUGCUUAUCUUGUUGACUAUUGUGCUUCCAAGUAUGCGGUCGUAGGACUGAUGUCAGCUCUAAAGGAAGAACUGUACGAGAUGGGAAGAGAGGACCAGAUAGAAAUGACUGUCAUCUGUCCCACUACUAUCAAUACUGGUCUUGUACAGAAACCAAAAACCAGGUUCCCAUCUGUGUUGCCCAUCCUAGAGCCGGAUAAAGUUUCUGAUGUUGUCGUGAAUUCCGUUUUGAGGAAUAAAAGAUUCGUAGUCAUACCCACGUUCGCUCACGUCAUUUACAAAAUUUCAAAUUUGUUUCCCCCGCAAGUUCCUUUGUUGCUCCAACGUUUCUUCGGCUACACUCUCGACCCAAAUGUGAAAUGAGUUUUUACUUCAUUCAUUGUAUUAAAAACAAAACUGUUGACAAUAAAUAUUUAUUUUUCA
Parasteatoda tepidariorum (common house spider) is the source of this 1071-nucleotide messenger RNA. RefSeq names its product protein dhs-3. Gene Ontology annotation, molecular function: oxidoreductase activity, acting on the CH-OH group of donors, NAD or NADP as acceptor. Gene Ontology annotation, cellular component: lipid droplet. The record is from RefSeq and is a predicted model, not a curated record. NCBI's taxonomy places the organism in Eukaryota, Metazoa, Arthropoda, Arachnida, Araneae, Theridiidae.